UAUUCACAUAAAUAGAUAGAGAUAAGCAUGCGUAGGUUAGGCGGCGGCACCACCAUCAAGGCUGGCGCCGGUGGUGGCGGUGCAAAGACAGGAGGAACGGCCAACAACUUUAACAAAAAGCUGCGGCCUACUUCUCCCAACACCUCUCUAACUCUUUCAUCUCCAUCAACGCUGAGUAUUCCGCCACCGCAAGCUGUUUCUGCGGCGGAGUGGGAGUAUGUUACUUGGACGGAAGAUGAGACGGCGGCGCGUGGUUUCUACGAUGAUUAUGUGUUUCAAUCUGUUCCAUCUGCUGAUGAAGUUCAUCAUGCUGUUUCUGCACUUCAACUGGCCCUUGGUUCCAGCUCGCCAACACAGGAAUGUGAUGAAAUUGAGUGGUUUGAGCCCUCACACAACCACUACUCGACCAAAGAGAUGCAGCGUUGUCCGAGAAACGAUGUGGUGAAUGAUGCCUUCCAUUUAUUGGAGACUGAGCCUUGUGUGCAGAGGAUGGUUGUUUCCUUAUCAUCUGAUAAGGCCGUCUGGGACGCGGUCAUGAACAACGAGGUGGUGAAGGAGCUUCGAGGAUCAAUGCAUCGAGGUUCGUCUACUCUUGCUACUUCAGGAUGUGAUGAGUCUUUUUUUGCUUUGUGUUGGCGAGUAGCAUGUUAUCGUUCUCUUUUGGUUUUAGUAAGUAGCUUGGUGUCGGAGAGCUCAGACGGCCCGAGUGGAGACGAAGACGGAAACAUGAUCAGUUGGGUUGUCAAGUUUGCCAAGGCCAAAAUCAUGCAAGUGAUGGACCUCAUCACAAAGCUUGUGGGUAAUGUUUUUCAGGGGGACAAGAAAGGAGAUAAUGGGUUGGAUGAGAAAGUGAAGAGCUCGUUGUUGCUAUCGAUCCUGGUGCUAGCCGUGGUAAUCCUGGCUCGAGCCAAGACCGGCUAAGCCUGAUCACAAUUUGCUGACUUGACUCCUGUCUCAACCCACAAACUUGUUUUUCAGUUUGUCUAGAUAUUGCAUCUUUUCUCAUUUGAUAUUGUUUUGGGGCUAUAUUUAGUGUUGGAAGAGGAAAUAAAAAGCUUGAUCUUAUUUUUAAAA
Molecule: messenger RNA, 1074 nt
Organism: Salvia splendens (bonfire salvia)
Lineage: Eukaryota; Viridiplantae; Streptophyta; Magnoliopsida; Lamiales; Lamiaceae
Exons: 3
Coding region: 28-921 (297 amino acids)
Source: RefSeq, a predicted model, not a curated record